This is a messenger RNA of Sinocyclocheilus anshuiensis, 3215 nucleotides long. Its product is annotated as CREB3 regulatory factor-like. Gene Ontology annotation, molecular function: RNA polymerase II transcription regulatory region sequence-specific DNA binding; DNA-binding transcription factor activity, RNA polymerase II-specific. The transcript is spliced from 9 exons. The record is from RefSeq and is a predicted model, not a curated record. Bases 311 to 2347 code for a protein of 678 amino acids. Gene Ontology annotation, biological process: regulation of transcription by RNA polymerase II; response to unfolded protein. NCBI's taxonomy places the organism in Eukaryota, Metazoa, Chordata, Actinopteri, Cypriniformes, Cyprinidae. Gene Ontology annotation, cellular component: nucleus.
ACCAGAGAGGAAGACGGCGUGGAUUGAGAAGAAUGACAUGAAGUUUUCCUAAAGGCGAAUACAAUUGGAAUUACAACCAUUUUUGUACUAGUAUAUGGGUAGCUUAAAGACAACAGUCAAGUGAGGAGGACAACUCAGCCAUACUUAAAUGUGCUGCUAAAGCCUCCAUAUUUAAAACAAGAACUUUCUGUUUUUUAUGCUGUUUUUUAUGAUAUAAAAUCAAAUUUCCUCCAGAGAUUGACGAAAAGAUAGGGCGACUGAGACGGGGGAGGUGGCAGAAAAGUUUCCGUCAAGGAACUGAAGAUCUGCAAUGCCUCUGCCCAGCAUUAGCGGAAUGGAUACUCCCUUUGGGGAUGCCUUUCAAAACUGCUCUUUUACUGACCAGGUGCUGACCAGCACAGACCUGUUGGCUAACAGUUCUGACCCAGAUUUCAUGUAUGAACUGGAUCGGGACAUGACUUGUCGCCAGAGCCCUAGAGGAAAUAUUUUCACAGUCGGAGACGGCAAAGACUUGGACAGCAUGGAUCAUCUACCUGAACUGGUAGAUAACGACCCUGCUUACAGCUCAAACUUUGAGCAGUGGGACACGUACUGGGAGGACUUGACUAAGUACACUCGCCUCACCAGUUGUGAUAUCUGGGGCACCAAGGAAGUAGAUUUCUUGGGCCUUGAUGACUUUUCCAGCCCUUACCAGGAUGAGGAGGUGAUAGGACAGACACCGACCCUGGCCCAGCUCAACAGUGAGGACUCGCAGCCAGUUUGUGACACUCUUUACCAUCCGGACUUGCUGGUGGGUCAAAAGCAGCUUUUGUUUCCACCUCCCACCAUGGCCAAGAAGACUAUGAAACUCAGCCACUCUGCAACCAGCUCCUCAUCGAGUCACAACCCUCUGCCGGACUUUGCCGAGGGAUCCCAGAAAGCUACCUGGCCUGUUCCCUCCAGCACUGACAUAAUGGCCAAGGGCCAGUUUCAGGGCCCUAGCAAAGCCUCGACUGCACCUCUGGACAACAUGGAUUACGUUCGCAAAGCCAAGGUACGCAUCAGCGUACCACGCAAGCCUUUAGUAGAGAGCUCCGCCCAGAUUAGUGUUUCUGCCUCUCCUCUUAUCCAGGAGCACGAGUCGUCAGCUUCGCAGGUCAGCGAGGACCCAGCCGUCGACGCUUCUAACACAGCCUCUUCCAUUAGCUGUGAAAAGAGAGUGGAGACUCCUAAACGAGAGGUACCGACUGGUCCUGGUCCAGAAAUAGGGACCCUGAGGACGGUGCCACACAAAGUCCCCUUCGCUGCAGCUGCCGGCAGUGAAACUUUGCUCACCGUGAGUGCCCUUGGAUCCGACGCUUCUGCCGCUGACAAAAAGAAGGAGGAAGAGCACAACUACUCGUUAUUCUUGACCAGGGCCAGGCUGGCAGGGAAGGCAACUGCUGACAUGGAAGAAGAGGAAGAAGAGGAGGAGGAGGAGGAGGAAGAAGGUGAAGAAGAGGAAGAAGAGGAGGAGGCAGAGGGAUUGGAUCUAGAUGAUGAAGACCAUGAUGAAGGGUUUGGCAGUGAACAUGAGCUCUCAGAGAAUGAAGAGGAAGAGGAGGAGGAAGAUGAGGACUAUGAGGGCGACAAAGACGACUACGUUAGUGACGCAUUCUCAGAGCCAGGAUGUGACACUGAUAUGGCUGAUGAUGUCAAAGGCCUGACGGCUGGAAUUUCCAGGAAGAGGGGAAAGCGUCGAUACUUUUGGGAGUAUAGCGAGCAGCUCAUCCCAUCCAAACAGGAGCGCAUGCUGAAACCCUCCGAAUGGGACAGAGACACACUUCCCAGCAACAUGUUCCAAAAGAAUGGCCUGCACCAUGGAAAAUACACACUGAAGAAGUCGCGGCGGACGGAUGUGGAAGAUCUUACUCCAAACCCUCGGAAGCUGCUUCAGAUCGGCAAUGAACUCCGGAAACUCAAUAAAGUCAUUAGUGACCUGACUCCGGUUAGUGAGUUACCCCUAACCGCUCGGCCUCGGUCUCGAAAGGAGAAGAACAAGCUUGCAUCCAGGGCCUGCAGGCUGAAAAAGAAAGCUCAGUAUGAAGCCAACAAAGUCAAGUUAUGGGGCCUUGGAACUGAAUAUGAUUGUUUGCUGUUUGUGAUCAAUGCAAUCAAAGAAGAGAUAGUCAGCAGAGUUCAGGAUAUCUCACAUGACAAAGGAACAAGCAUGACCGAGAAGCUGGAUAAACUCAUUGAGGAUACCUUAGUGCAGCCACCAGUGGCCGGCCAGACUUCAGACUUUGUGAAUCAGAUCCUGGAGAACACUGGGAAAGGAGAUCCCACCGGAGGGCUGGUGGGAUUGCGUGUGCCCACAUCGAAGGUGUAGAGUCACGCCGAAAGACACCUCGGAGCACACACGAAGCCAUCUGCGCCAUUCUUGUCCCACACUGUAACGGCCCAACACUCUGCAUGCCCAUUUUCACUUGGAGACGCAUCCUCACAUUUAAAGUGAAUACAUGCAUACGAUACUACUUGUCCGUGCAUACGUAUGUAUAUAUUCACCUCAUGCGCACCAAUGGAAAUGAAACUAGUAGUUAACCUUUGCACUCAAUAGUCUGUUUCCUACCAUGUGUGCAUGUGGCUGGUAUCGAUCAACAGGCCGCCAUGUUGCAAAUAUUAAAAGCCAAUAUACGAGAUACUUCCAACAAAUGAGAAAAAGAGAGAGGAAAAAAGCUAAACAAUGAGCACCAGUUCUUGCUGUAGCCAUUUUCCUCUUGCAUCCAGCUAAAUCUGUCAAAUGCCCAUUAAGAGUUUUGGAAAGCAGAGGCGCACUCUGCAGAGAAACUACGAAGGCAUUAGAUCCUUUGAUUUAGCGGUCAAAAAGGUGUAAAUGCAGACUUUCUGAGUUUUUGAACAUGGCAUGUACGAUUUCACCCGAGUUAGGCCUACUUUAUGCACUUAUUAAUCUCUAAACUGAGGGUGUAAGUGUCCAGGGGGGAUUCCUGUUCCAAGCAUUUUUUUGAGGAUCAAUUGAGAUACACCAACUACAAAAAGGCAAACACGAAAGAACACAAAUACCGAUGUAUAGCGAAGUUACUGAUGUUCGGUGUAUAUAUGUAGAACGGGGAUGUUUCAGGAGAGUAGCAGGUGAGGAAACAGGCCUCAGAUGCCCUUUUCCACAGAUUUGCGAUCGUCUCAGGUUGGAAAGAGAGAGAGAGAGAGAGAGUGAGUGUGUGUGUGUGUGUGUGUGUGGG